UACUUUCGUCAUUUUCCUUCACUUUUCGUGAUUGUCCGUGGAUUGGCGUUUUUUAAACGGACCAAUGACCGACAACUAUCAGCCACCUCCAAGUGGAUGGUUGGGCACCUCUUGAUGACGUAAGGUAUAGCCCCAUUGGGAUUGGUGAAAUUCAAACAACGCAUCUCGAUGCCACAAUCCGAUUGGCCCGUUGUGUCAGGUUAACCGAGCAACGUAUUUUUGUUCCUGUGUCAACGAAAGAAGAAAAGAGCAGCAGCUAGUGAGAACCUGAAAAGUUUCCAUCAUACAUUCAGUAAAUAUAUUUUUUUUCAUCACCCACAAGCAGAAAGGCCACAUCACGCAAUCUACAAUCCGCUGCCUUUGAAGAGCUCAUUUUGAAGAUGAACUCCAAUGUGGAGAAUUUGCCCCCUCACGUUCUUCGCUUGGUGUACAAAGAAGUUUCAGCGUUAGCCGCGGACCCACCAGAGGGCAUUAAGAUCUACCCCAGCGAUGAAGACAUAACGGAACUGCACACAGCCAUCGAAGGGCCUGAGGGAACCCCAUUUGCCGGCGGCGUGUUCCGAAUGCGCUUGGUCCUCGGGGAGAUCUGCGUCAACGUCCUGAAGAGGGACUGGAAGGCGGAACUCGGCCUCCGACACGUCUUGCUCACAAUAAAGUGUCUCCUCAUCCAUCCCAACCCGGAGUCGGCUCUAAACGAGGAGGCGGGGCGCCUGCUACUGGAGGACUAUACGGAAUACGAGGCACGCGCCCGCCUGCUCACAGAGAUCCACGCCAUGGCGGGGCCCGGCAGCUCCUCGGGGUCCUCGCAGGACCCAAACGACGGGCCCCAGCCCAAGAAGCACGCGGGGGACCUCGCCAAGAGGGCGGGAGCCAGCGUGGCCGCCGUGCCCGCCGCUCUCGGAAAUGGCGCCAACGGACCCAGCAGCAGCAGCAGUAGUAGCUCCAUUAAUAACAUAGCAGUUAAAAAGAAAGCAGAUAAAAAGCGCGCAUUGAGGCGACUUUAAUGCCUUCAAUGCAACAUUU
This is a messenger RNA of Syngnathoides biaculeatus (alligator pipefish), 1023 nucleotides long. RefSeq names its product ubiquitin-conjugating enzyme E2S (gene ube2s). The record is from RefSeq and is a predicted model, not a curated record. NCBI's taxonomy places the organism in Eukaryota, Metazoa, Chordata, Actinopteri, Syngnathiformes, Syngnathidae. The transcript is spliced from 5 exons. Bases 381 to 1004 code for a protein of 207 amino acids.